Molecule: messenger RNA, 681 nt
Organism: Pogoniulus pusillus (Red-fronted tinkerbird)
Lineage: Eukaryota; Metazoa; Chordata; Aves; Piciformes; Lybiidae
Exons: 1
Coding region: 1-681 (226 amino acids)
Source: RefSeq, a predicted model, not a curated record
AUGUCGCCAUCGCAGUCCCCGCAGCCGCGCGUAGGGCAGCAGGGCCCAGAGGCGCUGUCGCCGCAGCAGUCCCCGGCACGGCCGGCACCCGUCCCUUGGCCGCGGACCUCAAUUCGGCGGACGCAACAGCCCGUGCCGCCGCCGCUCUCUCCACAGAUAACUGUUCUGCCUUCUCAGCCCCUGCCGCAAGCCCAGCCGGCUCUGCUGCCAGCGGCUCUGAUACCGUCUCAGCCCAUGCCACAGCUGCCCCCACAGCCGCAAACGGCUCAGCAGCCCGUGCCGACGUCGCUUUUGCAACUGGUUUUGCCAGUCCCGAUGCCUUCUCAGCCUCAGGCAACGGCUCAGCCGCAAUUAGCGAUGUCUUUUCAACUGAUUUUGCCUCACCAGGUUCCGUCGCAGGUUCCGUUGCAGGUUCUGAUUCUGCAGGCCAUGCCGGCGCCCAUCCCGGCUCAACAGCCCACACCGCAGACGCCAUCUUCUCCACAGCCACGCUCCAAGGUGCCAUUACAGAGUGACAAGGACAGCGCGCCUGUGCAGCCCCACUCUGAGCCGUCACCCGCAAUCGCGUCAGUGAGCAGCGACACGGAAGUGGAGGAGAUAACCGACAGCAUGAAGAACGCAUCUGUCAAUCCCGUUUUCAAGACAGAAACCGUUAAGGAGCACGAGGACAGCGCACCAUGA